Molecule: messenger RNA, 1104 nt
Organism: Neltuma alba
Lineage: Eukaryota; Viridiplantae; Streptophyta; Magnoliopsida; Fabales; Fabaceae
Product: protein ACCELERATED CELL DEATH 6-like
Exons: 2
Coding region: 1-1104 (367 amino acids)
Cellular component (GO): plasma membrane
Molecular function (GO): protein binding
Source: RefSeq, a predicted model, not a curated record
AUGGAAAAACAUUUCAUGUUGACUUUUGAUGUUGAUGAGGAGGAGGAGGCUGUAUCUAUGGAUAACGUAGAGUUUAUAAUGUUACGCAACAAUUAUGGGAUGACAGCUUUGCACGAAGCUGUUUUGAGCAAGGAUUCUUCUGUGGUUUGUUUCCUUCUAUCUGUAGAUAAGCAAAGUGAUAUUACCACCUAUUGCACAUGGAACUACGAUUAUGGUUGUAAAUCGCCAAUGUAUUUGGCAGCCCCAACAAGCGUUAGGGAAGUUCUUCAUCCUCUCUUGGACAUUCCAAUCCCCUCAGGCAAGGAUAUUUCAAAUGGUGACUCUCCACUUCAUGCUGCCUUUCUAGCAGAUGCAAUUUUAGAAGAUGUUGGUGUGUCCUUGAAGGCAAAUAUGCUGGCCAUACAACGUAUAACAUCCACCAAUAAAGAAUGGAAUGUGAAGGACGCAGCCAACACACUCAUAUUUGUGGUCAUACUCAUAGCCACAGUGACAUUUACGGCUGGUUUCACAAUACCAGGUGGGUUCUACUCAUCGGAUGGUCCAAUCCCAAAACAAAGGGGCUUGGCACUUCUGGCCGAUCAAACACUGUUCAAAAUAUUCAUGGCUUUCAAUACUAUUGCUAUGAACAGUUCCACCAUUGGUUCUGUGAUUCUUCUAUGGGUUCCGCUGGGUGAUCUUCGUUUUGCGCAAGGAGUAUAUGGACUUCCUAAGAUCUUUGUUUAUGUGGCUCUUAUAGCGAUGCCCGUUGCGUUUCUAGCUGCUGUACGUUUGAUUGUGAGCAAUAACACUUUGCUUGCAGAUUUUAUCAUUGUCAUUGGAUUCAUUUCCAUUUUCUUCAUCAUAUUUGUUCGUAUGUUGGGAUUCUGUCCACUUAGAAAUCGGCGUCCCGUAUUUCGUCAAAUUGCCGGCUUACUUAUUAGGAUCAUUAUUGUUUUGUUCUAUGGAUGGAGUGAUAUUGUUGAUCAAGCAGUUGGUGAAGUUGAUGUUGCAAGAAAUGAAUUCGGCCUAGAUGGAAUUGACAUCUAUCCUGAUGACCAUAUACCCAAUAAUUUUUCACAUACAGAUGGCAAUGUUCAAGUGUUGCCCAUGCUUUUAGUUCCAUGA